Cylicocyclus nassatus is the source of this 727-nucleotide messenger RNA. The record is from the annotation of a GenBank genome assembly. Lineage: Eukaryota; Metazoa; Nematoda; Chromadorea; Rhabditida; Strongylidae.
CACCUACAACAGCGGAGCGGUUGCUCGUAAAUCAUGUCACUGUCAAGACUCCGCUACUUUGACUCUGGCUACUAUCGAGCAACCCUCGGUCGCUCUUAUUACAUCGAUGAUGUGUACGAUAAUGAAAAUCCUUGUCAUAUGCUCGAGGAAGCAAAGAGAACGAACCGCAAUAGAGUAACAUUUCGCUUAGAAGCGGGUACAGAUGACCACCAUCAAAAGUGCAUGAGGUACUCUUUGAUGUUUUUCUUCAUUUCCCUUGGCCUGAUAGCUGCUUAUCUCACAUGGGUGGCAAUGACGUCCAACUUCAACUUCAGUUUCUUUGACGCCGUUGUUUUGGCAGUUCUAAUUAUUUCCAUCCUUGGUGCAACUGCAACUUACUACAAAAACGCUUAUUUGCUUGGACUGACUUGUGCCAUCCUGACUUGCACUGCAACAUUCUUUGUGACGUUUCUGGUGUUAGCUACGUAUCUGUACACAGCGAAUGAAAAAAAAUUCCGUGAGCUUGUACCAGUGGCGCAUAACUUGUUCGGUGAGGAUACUGCUACUUCAACGCAGUUCUCAAAAGACUACAUGGCCGUUGUAGCGUUCUGCAUUGUUCAUGCAAUGGCAUUCUUCAUCAUGGCAUUCCUGUGUUGGAGGAUACGUGUUCAAACUGUAUAAACUGAAUACACGGCGAGAUAUUUAUUCUAAAUGAUGUAUCAAAUUGAUUAUUUGCCUUAUUUACGAG